Calypte anna (Anna's hummingbird) is the source of this 4069-nucleotide messenger RNA. RefSeq names its product mitochondrial intermediate peptidase (gene MIPEP). The transcript has 19 exons. Gene Ontology annotation, biological process: peptide metabolic process. Gene Ontology annotation, cellular component: mitochondrion. The record is from RefSeq and is a predicted model, not a curated record. NCBI's taxonomy places the organism in Eukaryota, Metazoa, Chordata, Aves, Apodiformes, Trochilidae. Gene Ontology annotation, molecular function: metalloendopeptidase activity. The coding region runs from base 65 to 2173 and encodes 702 amino acids.
UCGUGGCCCGGCGGGGUUCGCCUGGGACUGUUGGAGAGUUCGCUCUGCUCCGCAGCGCUCCGCCAUGCUGGGCGGCUGCUGGCGGGCGCUGCCGGCGGUGCUGGGCCGGGCGCUGCGGGGCCGGACGGCGGGGCCGGGCCGCCGGGCCGUCAGCACCAGCUGGUGCCCCGUGGGAGCCGCUUUCGAUGCGAAGCAGCAGCAGCAGCCACGGGGCAGGGAGACGGGUCUGUUUGGUGUUCCAGAACUGAGCUGUCCAGAGGGAUUUCAAGAAGCACAGGACAAAGCAUUGCAAGAAUCAGAACAGCUAGUCCAGAAGGCAUGUUCAACACCUCCUGGGGCAGAGACCGUAAUGAUCUUUGAUCAGCUUUCAGAUGCCUUAUGUAGAGUAGCGGACUUGGCUGAUUUUGUGAAAAUUGCCCAUCCUGACUAUGCUUUCAGAGAGGCUGCUGAAGAAGCUUGCAGGAACAUUGGUACUAUGGUAGAGAAAUUAAAUACAGAUGUUGAACUGUGUCAGAGCUUGAGACGUCUGCUAGCUGAUGAAGUUGUUAUGAGUUCACUAGAUCCAGAAACCAGGCGAGUGGCAGAACUUUUUAUGUUUGAUUUUGAGAUCAGUGGCAUACAUUUGGAUGAAGAAAAGCGUAAGAAGGCAGUGAACCUCAAUGUGAGAAUAUUGGAUUUAUGUAACGAAUUUCUGACAGGAACUCACCUUCCCAACAAGAUUGACAAACAUGUUUUGCCAGAGCAUAUUCGGUAUAAUUUUACAGCUGAAGGCAAUUACCUACAAGUUGCUGGUCUGCAUGCUGAUUGUCCUGAUGAUCUGGUGCGAGAAGCUGCUUACAAGAUUUUUCUUUACCCAAAUGCUGAGCAGUUGGGUCGUUUGGAAGAACUGCUUGCUAGCCGAAACAGUCUGGCACAGUUGGUUGGGUACAACACCUUUGCCCACAGAGCUCUUCAGGGAACAAUGGCCAAAGAUCCAGAGACAGUAAGACAAUUUCUGGAGAAGCUUUCUGACCAGUUGUCCAAAAGGACUCAAAAAGAUUUUGAAAUGAUGACAAAAAUGAAAAUGAAACUCAACCCCCAGAAUUCAAAGCUGAUGCCAUGGGAUCACCCUUACUAUAGUGGUGCCCUUCGUGCUGAGAGGUACAACAUUGAUCCUGGCUUGUACUGUCCAUUUUUCUCUCUUGGAGCAUGCAUGGAAGGAUUGAACUCUUUGUUCAGUCAGCUCCUAGGAAUCUCCCUAUAUGCUGAACAGACACAGAGAGGAGAGGUUUGGUCUGAAGAUGUUAGAAAGUUGGCUGUUGUUCAUGAAACUGAAGGCUUGCUAGGAUACAUCUAUUGUGACUUCUUUCAGCGACCUGAUAAACCACAUCAGGAUUGUCACUUCACAGUUCGUGGAGGCCGGCUAAAGGAAAAUGGGGAGUAUCAGCUGCCUGUAGUUGUUCUAAUGCUUAGCCUGCCCCGUUCAGCAAGGGGUGCACCAACUCUGCUAAGUCCUGGCAUGAUGGAGAAUCUAUUCCAUGAAAUGGGACAUGCUAUGCAUUCUAUGCUAGGAAGAACUCGGUACCAGCAUGUCACUGGAACCAGAUGUUCUACUGAUUUUGCUGAAGUUCCCUCAAUUCUGAUGGAGUACUUUGCUAAUGACUAUCGAGUGGUUAACCAGUUUGCAAGACAUUAUAAAACAGGACAGCCACUACCAAAAAACAUGGUGUCAAGACUAUGUGAGUCUAAAAAGGUGUGUGCUGCAGCUGAUAUGCAACUCCAGGUAUUUUAUGCUGCCUUGGACCAAAUCUACCAUGGGAAACAUCCUCUUAAAAAAUCAACUACUGAAAUUUUAAAAGAAACACAGGAGAAAAUUUAUGGAUUGCCAUAUGUACCUAAUACAGCCUGGCAGCUGCGAUUCAGUCAUCUCGUGGGCUACGGUGCCAAGUACUACUCCUACCUCAUGUCUAGGGCUGUUGCCUCCAUGGUGUGGAAACAGUGUUUUGCUCAGGACCCAUUUGAUAGGGCCAUGGGUGAACGUUAUCGCAGAGAGAUGCUGGCACACGGCGGUGGAAAAGAGCCCAUACUUAUGGUUCAAGCUAUGCUUCAGAAAUCACCUUCAGUUGAAGAUUUUGUGGAUGCCCUUGUUUCAGACCUAGACCAGGACUUUGAAACUUUUAUCAUGGACUCAUAAAGAUGUCCAACAGAACUGAAUUCUUAUAUGGAAGCUUGCAUUUGUCUUAAUAAUUGUGGAUAAAAUAUUGUUACGGCUGGUUUUGCUCCUUGGUCAACACUUGUAAUAUUCAUGUUGGUGAAACAGUAAUAAAUAAUUUCAUUGGAUCACCUGGUUUCAUUCAUGAAGAUGAUGGCUUUCUGUUGCAGGGGAGCUUAAUUAAGCAUGGAAUUUGAGGGAACAGAUCCUCUAACAUGUUACAAAUUCGAUCUUGUUGGAAUAUCUGAUUAAAUGAGAAUUGAACUUAUCUUCAGGUUGAAUGGAGUCAUAUGAAAGGUCUUCUGGUGUGCAUGUUGGACUCAGUAUUAGGACAUACCUGUCAAGUGUCAUACCCAGAACUAUUUGUGUGGAUCUUUCUUACAUGCUUAUGAAUAUUCUUUAAAAUUGUAACUGUAUUCCUUUCAGGAGUUCUUCACUGGGGAAAAGCAAAUUGAGUUUGCAAGGAAGGGGAAAUUGGAUGCAAAGAUGAAAUGGAAACCUAGGAACAGUAUUUGAGAUAGGAAACAAAAAGAUGGGGGAAGAGAAACUGAAGUUGUACAGGGAUGUGAUAGAAAAUGUUCGGUUGUGGAGGAAAGGUAACUUGCAACACAAAAAGAAAGAAGAGACAAAGGAGUAAAAUAAGUAGCCCACAAAUGUUUCCUAGUGGUUAACAUGGAAAUUAGUCAUAGUUCUAUAGCUGCAGUUAUCCAAGGGGUGUAUUUGUGGCCACUUUUGUAAGUAAAAAUAGUAUCUUGUUAUAGGAAGCCAUUGAGCAGAUCUCUAGAUUUGGAAUAGAGUACCAAACUUUAAAGAUAAAUACAAAAGAUGGACUGUUCAUUGUAUGUGGGGCAUAAAAUGGUUGAGAGGAGGACUGGAAUUUACAAGCUGCCAUAAAACUGAUCUUGCUGUUGAAUAAGUAUUUUUUUAAAUAUCCAGCAGAGUUAGAAUUUUAGUUUUUAGGCUAAUCUUUUGCAGAUCUUCUGUUGACCUUCACUGCUCCAGGGUCAGCAGUUGUUUUCCAAAAAAUACUUUUCCAUUACCUGGGUCCUUUUGUCCUUUCAUCUGUUAUCUGGGUGUGUUUGUUUUGUUCUGUAGUGGUGGUUUAGUUUAGCUUAAAUAUAUAUUAGUAUUUAUGCUGCAUGGGUACAGCAUGAGUCUGGUCCCUGUGUGCUUGUUCACAUGGAAAUUCCUUUUGAUGACAAGCAGAUAAGUGUUGGGGAACUAUUUAAAGUAUAGUAGGACAGUUUUUUUUGGGGCGGGAAAUAGUUCAAAUAAAAAGGUUUUCUCCAGGAUAGUGUGAAGCAGAUAAGGUUGUGCAUUAUGUUGUGGAGGAUGAACAAAGAAAAUGUUAUCAGUGGAGUUCUCUUUUUCUCUUCAAGUAAGUUAUGAAAUGGUAUUUGAGUACCUAUUGGGGGGGAAAAAAAAAAAAAGUGAUGAUUUUUUUUUCACUAGAAAUGGACUUGUCUUUUAGAGUUCCUCUGUAGGUUGUUAUAAAAGUUAUCGUUAAGUGUCCUGCUCAGUGGAAAUGCAGUAAGAAGCAAGAGAGAAAGAGAAUCAAAUUUGAGAGAUGAGGGCAGAUAGCUGGGACAGAAGAAGUAAAGAAUAAAAAUAAAAGAAUAUAGAAUAUAGAAUAAUUGGAUGUUUGGGAAAGCAUAAAUAAGAAUGUGAGCUGAUGGGAUGAUUGUCCUUUUGUUUUAGCAGAAUUUGUGCUGCCGAGUAUCGAACAGUAUUUGACCCUAUUUUUCAUUUUGUGUGCUUUUGCAUGGUGGGAAUUUGUCUUGUGUGAAUAACACUGCCAUUCUGUUAGAGCUGGGUUUAGACAUUUAUAGAAAUUAAAUGUUUUCAUUAAACAGUAGCAGGAAUGUUUUCAGACGUGUA